CUUCACGUGUAAAGCUGUCGCCAUUUUGUAAACAAAUGCGAGGUCUUUAGUCUCCGAAAAUUAACUUUGGACAAACAAUUCUUUUAAAGUAAAAAGAUGAAUGGAACAGAGACACAGAUUCAAAUGCAAAAAUUUUUACAAACUUUUAUGUCAAGAGGAAUUUUAAAUGCUAAAGAAGUAAAGAAUCUACGACAAGGUGUGGUGAAUAAUAAAUAAAAUAAUCAAAUUCAAUAAAUUACUAAUUUAAUUAGAAUCAAAAUUUGUAAGAUUUAAAACUGGUUUAAAAAUACUUAAAUUUAAAUAGGAAGAAUUUGAAGAAUAGAAGAGUAUAGAGUCAUAGGCAUGGCCUAGGCUUAGAAUUAGAACCUAGAACUAGAACUAGUCAUUCAUUAUAAAUUAUAUUGUGUAUAUAAUUAUAAUUUAUAUAUACUCACAAAUGUAUUACUAUGAUAAUUUAUUAUUAUAUGACUAUAAAUUAAUAUUUUCACCCUCACAUAGUCUUACUCUUACUUACCUACAGUAGCCUACAGACAAAUUAUACAAUGACUAUAUUAUGUUAUAAUUAUAUUAUAUUCAUAUAUUUAUAUUAUUUAUAGCAGGCCUGCACAACAUAGGCUAUAUACUGUCCGCGGGCCGCAUGUGGCCUGCCAGCACCCACUUUGCGGCCCGCGAAGUAACGAAAUAUUUUUUUAUUCUUAUUAUUUUCUUAAUAGCUUUCCCCAUGACCUAAUUAUAUUCUUUUAGCCCGCAAAAGUUUUGUCCUACUUUCUUUUGGCCCGCACAAGUUUUUCAUUAAGUAUUACAUUUUGAGUUGUGCAGGCCUGAUUUAUAGUAUAGAGCAUAAGGCACAGGGAGGUCAGAUAUAUACAUUACUAUUACUCUGAUUAAUAUAAUGUUAGAAUGAGAGAUUUGAAACAUUUUUUAGCUUCAUAGUCCAAGUGUUCAGCAAGUUUGUUUCAAAAUGUGCUCUACAAAUUUUGUCAAUGUUAUUUUAUUGAGUUGCCCACACUGUCUGUAGGCACUGUAAGGGAGGGGGAGUCACACAAUUAGUGACUAUAUUAAGUUAAUGUGUGGCAAAAGUGUCUAAUUUGUGUUACCAAUUUGUGACUGAGGACAUAGAUGGGAAAGGGGGGGGGGGGUUAAACAAUGUUCCCUCUAAGGUUUGUUGGUUCGUGUGCAAAAUCAUACAGUUGUGUGCAAAGUUUUGCAGCAUCAAUUUUUUUGUGUGCAAAAUUUUAACGCCCACAAACACAAACACACACAUUGGGUGUAAAUAUGCCAAAAUGGAUGGCCCCAUGCUUAAUCUCUACUAGUAUAUCAAGUCUGAAGGCACACGUCUAACAAAAUUAAAUAAUAAUAGUAGGCAUAAUCAUAAUGAUUAUUUGUGAUUACCCCCACUUUACCUGAAUCUGGUACGGCAUAUUAAAUAUGUUAUAUUUUAUCAAUAUUUCAGUUAGGUCUAGACUACUCUAGAAGUGGGUUAUUUUUAAAAUUCACUUUAAACCCAUCCUGAGGCUUGAGGUACCCCACAACAUUGGGUACAACAUUUUAUUUUAAUUUUUUUUUUUGUUUCUCUGAGUAUGUAGACGUGGAUAUAUAAUAUAUUGGUUUGUUCGAUUUGUUGCAUCCUUUUUUCAGGUUUUUCCCCAUAGUUUGUUUUGCUCAUUUCCUAUAACUUGAUCUUGAAGCUGUUGUUGUCCGUUCUUGAGCAACAAUCCUUUAGUAAACAGGUGUACACCAAAGUGCUUGGGUAGCUCAGCACACAUGGGUAGUGUUAAUGUAUUUUUUAUAACAAUUAACAAUUUGUUUAUUGUGCAAGAUUCUAAAAUUGAAUGAUGUUUCUAUGCUUACAAGAAAUUUAUGGUGCAGAUCCUCAAAUGAAAAUAUGUCAGCCCUGUGCUACCCAGGGUAACUGUACAUUAGAUAUGCUUUCAAAUAAUAUCAUUUAUGUAUUACAUUAUAUCAAAGGGAAAUAACACGCUUUUCACUUACUUAUUUGUUUUUGUUUUUCUCCUGGGGUACACUUGUACCCCUGGCAGUUUAUGAUUUUAGUUGGGGAGGGUUCUUAGGUUGAACUCUCUAGACAAGGUUGACUAUGGGUAUGCCUUGUCAACAUUAAAUUUAAAUACUAAAUUUAAAUAUAAAAUAAAUAGGGCCUAAUGGACCUUAAUCCUCUUAGUCACUAAUCAUUAAGUUUAUUAUGUGGUCAUGGAAACUAUGAGCAGACAAGUGAAUACUGCUUCAAGGACCUUUCAUUUGCCAUUUGUAACAUUAAAAUAAUUUUUAAAAUAAACUCGUUUUACUGUCAUACAAAGUGCUGGCAUGUACCCAUGGUUCCAUUGACUAAAUAGACAUUAAAUUUUUUUUUUUUAAAUGAAAGAUGAUUAAAUAGUCUCAUAUUGCUCAGUGACUUCAGUUAGUAACUGAAUAAGAAAUAUUUUUCCAAUUUGUAAUUAAAAUAAAACACGCCCAGAAAAUAGGCAUAACAGGCCAAUGAAACAGAACUGUGUCUGGGUUUUAAAAAGAAAACUAUAUGCACAUUUUUUACAAAUAUUUUGAAAAUUGGUCUAAGGAAAAUGAUAAAACACUACCAACCAGUGACGAGUAGCAUUCACUCGUAUAAUGCAGCUCCACUCCAUGUUUGAUUUUUGUUUAGAUUUAUGGGUUAGUGUUAUAUUCAAUUAGCGUUAUGAAGCCUUCAGCUGUGAUUCAUUCACGAUCACUACUGAUUCUAUACAUGCAGUUUUCACUUUUCCCCUUUGUGUGGAACUUUUUUCUUAUUGCCUAUAGAUAAUUUCUGAAUUUUAAUACCCAGACUUGGAUCUGCCAGAUAUGUUCUCAAAAUAACCGGACCUGGUAACCAGCUCAGUCCUUAUGGAACCUUUUAUAAAGCCCUGAAUUUUAGUGCUAUGUUCAUCAAUAGCACACUUUAUUAAGGCCACUGUUGGUUUCAACCUAAUUUUACUGAUUACAGCCUACUUUUCAUUGUGGCGAUUUAUUUCCCAGAACCAGAACUUGUACUCUGAUCUCAGAUGUCAGAUUUUGCAUUUAAAUUUGCAGAAUAUUACCAGUAUGGAGAUUUCAUUAUUCCAAACAGAUUUCAUUGUUUUUGAGAAACUGUGCUGAUAUAAUCAGUUAUAAACUUUCACAUCAAGCUUAGAUUCUGCCUAUGAUUUCCUGAUUAUUUAAAAAAAACAAAGAAAUUUCUCACUGUUUUGUUUAAUUCUCAGAAAUUGGAGUUCAUGCUGAAUCUAAUGAUGAUUUGAUCCGGUUUGUCCAGGCUGCCAAUGAAGCUAUUGCUCCCUUUAACUUAGAGAUUAGGAAAGGUGUUCAGGAAGAUGACGGUGCUCAUUUUUAUUGCCUGGUAGGUUUGUAAAAUUUGUAAAGUCUUAAAUAAAUUUAAAGAAAGCAAAUUUCAUAAUUCUUAAUAAGAAUCUAAAAUGUUGAACUGCAUGCAAGUUGUUUGUUAUGAGAAGUUUGGACUAUAAUUAAAUUUAAAUUUCCUACAAUAGUUGAAUAUCUGUUUAAAUAUGAUUUUACUUUUUAAAGGUUAACACUGUAGAGACCUCAUUGACACGACUGUCAUCAACCUACACACCCAAUGAACUGGAACUCUUCAAAAAAUUGGUAAAUGUUUCAUUUUUGAAAAUUAUCUUUUUCAUGGGAUUUGAUAAAAAAAUAAACCUGUCAAAUCAUAAAGAGAAUUUAUGUUGUGGUUUAUUGAUAACAAGAAUACAAAAACUAGAAUAAAUGACUUCCUAUUUGCAUGACAAAUUCUAAUUUUAAACCUUUGAAUUUUAAUUUGAGUGCCUACAUAAACUGUUUCACAAAUUUAAAAGCUCCUAGACUUUUCUUAUUCUGCAAAUUCACUAUAGAUCUUAUUCAUUCUUCUAUUUUUUACCCUAAUAAAGGUUGAAAAGAUAGUUGACACCGAUGAUGGGAAAAUGGGAUCAUUGGCUGCACUUAGUCUUACUGACAAACUUGAUAAAAAAAUGGGGAAGGAAGAGGGCCAAGAUUUCUUCAACAGGCUUGAGAGGGAUAAAUGGAUUAAAAAAGUGAGUGUUUGCUUCAUGCACAUUUGGUUGUCUCUGAUAAGCAGAGCAUGAAAGAAUAUUGUACAAAAUUCAUUUCAUAUGUGCAAAAACAUGCAAAUUGUGCUGCUGUAAACAAAGUGAAUAUUACAGGAAACGUGUAGUGAAGACGUAUUUACUGCUAUAAUAUUUUAAUGAUGUAGUGGACAAUAUUACAAUUUGAAGGUAUUCAAAAUUUGUAGUGCUCAAAUCCAUGCAGUUUUCUGAUCUGGUCAUCAUUUUAAUUGAAAUAUUUUUUGCCCUUCAAUGUUUCAGGACACAGAUGGGAAAAUCUCACUGAGUGUUAGAAGUAUUCUGGAGCUGGAACAGUACUUAAAAGAUAUGUAUCCUGAAUUCAUCAAAUUAUGUAAUAUUUGCUCUAAGAUAUGUCUUUUGGUAAGUAAAUUUAAUUGAGUGAUACUUCCAAUUUUUAAAAAAAAUUUUAACAAGUAUAAUAACUUUAAACUAGACUAGGACUUUUGCCAACUGCAAUGGCUUUUACUGAUAUAUAUUUUGUUUUUUACCCAGUUCAAUUGUCAUUGCUGGAAUGAAUAGCACUCAAAAUUAUAAGGUUUGGAGACAUGGUGAAUCUUAAAUUCUCAACAUAAUAGUUUAAAAAGCAAAUGUUAGUGAAAGUUUAUGUGAUCACAUUUUACUGCUGAAAGUCAACCAUUAAAUUAUGCCUAAUUUAUUACAUCUUUUAAGAAAGCUUCUAAAUUCUAAUUAUGCGCUCUCUGUAAAUCAGAAACUGAAAAUGGAGGGUUGGGGGAAUCUCACAGCUAACCGUGAGAUUUCAGACAAAAUUCUAGUAGUAAAUAUUUAUUGCAAGUAUAAUAGUAUAUAAAAUACUUAUUUUCUAUCUUCUCUGAGACCAAAAUCUAAUGACAGCUUUGUCCAUUCAUUCAUGAUUACUCAAGUUAUUGAUCAUUGAUAGUGAAAUCAGAAUCACUGCUGCAGUCUUUCAGAUAUUUAUACUAACUACAAAUUUUUGAAUUUGGGUUUCAUUUUUUUUUAACCAAAAAAACUCAAUGCUCCACUAUAAAAUUGAAACAUGUAUGGUGAUUCUCUCAUUGAUAGCAAGGAUUUUUAAAAAGCUAUUUUUAGACCUUUAAAUUCUGUAUUAGGUGACUUUUAUUUAUUUUUGCUUCAAAUUUCAGCACGUUGUGACUGUAAAAUAAAUUUUUUAAAUGUACUUUAAAAUAAUGGAGUGAAGCAGAAAUGUACUUAAACAAGAAAGCUUUAUAGUUGUUUUUUUUUAAAUAUUAUUUAUUUAUAUUUUUAAACCUUCAGGCAGUGUAUUCAUUUGAAGGAUUUAUUCCUUGUUAAAUUAGGCAUUCUAUCUUGAAUGUGAUACUUGUAUUGUCAAUUAAGUCUAUUAUUUUUUUUUCAGGGUGAGACAUGUGCAAACUGUGGCAUAAAACUACAUCUCAAGUGUGCCAAUAAUCUAUUCUCAAAACAAGGAUCAGAAAAAAAAUGUCCUGCUAGAGACUGUUCAGCGACAUGGGGCUCUAUUGAAUAAAUGCAGUUAAAAAAUUCAUAAAAAGGUGCAACUGUUUGAGUUCUUGUAUUUUUUUAGUUAUUUCUAGAGUGAAUAAAUUUAAAUGACAUUCC
Messenger RNA from Lymnaea stagnalis (great pond snail), 5681 nucleotides. Lineage: Eukaryota; Metazoa; Mollusca; Gastropoda; Lymnaeidae. The record is from the annotation of a GenBank genome assembly.